GUUAGGUAAUCUCAUAGUUGUCCAGCAGAGUUGUUGGUUUGGGUUAGGUUCAGUUCUGCCCCCCUGUGGGUAAAGUAACCUUAGUAUCCUGCCACCAAGGUUAGUCAUUAACCUUAUCUUCUCACUCACUCAGGGCAUCGAAGAAGGCGGACAGCAUUCUGUCCGAGGCAUGCUGCCGCCCAGCCGUCACAUCUUACCAUGGGCGACUGUAACCACAGUACACACGAGCGGGCUUUGUCCAUAGAGGACGGCGUUAGUGUAGUGUUUCACAAAGUUGACAGCCAUGAUGACACAAACAGCGGCGACGAGAGUGGCGAUGAUGAACGGACAGCAGCGACGAUUCACUUGCAAAGUAACUGCCAUGAUGUGUCCUGUGAUUACGAUGGUGAUGCUGAGGGAGCGAGAGGAAGCGACAAUUCUCUGGAAGGCAGCGAGAAGACAACACUAUGCCCGCCGGCGUUUUGCGUCAGAAGAAGGCUGGCAUCCCGAGACGGAAGCGCACUUGAAGACUCAGAGAAACCAAACAGAUGUCCAGGUCUUGGUUUGUUCUAUGCUUUCCUGUCCACAGUUUUCUUCUCCACCAUUGCACUCUUGGUGAAAACCAUCGAGGGGGUCCACGCCAUUGAGAUCAGCGCCAUACGCUGCUUCUUCCAGAUGCUCUUUACUAUGCCCUUACUCAUCUACCACAAGACAGGUUUCCUUGGUCCCAGAGACAAACGCAUAUAUUUGGUGCUUCGGGGUUUCAUUGGCUCCAAUGCCAUGAUCCUGCUCUUCUAUGCUGUUCAGCAGAUGCCGCUAGCUGACGCCACAGUCAUCAUGUUCAGUAAUCCAGUCUUUACCUCCCUGCUGGCCUGGAUCUUCCUGAAGGAGAGAUGUACAAUCUGGGACUGUGUCUUCACUGUUUUUACCAUCACUGGAGUCCUCCUCAUCGCCCGACCGCCAUUUCUCUUUGGCGACCAUCGGCGUGGCAUUGAGGGCAACUAUGCUAACCACAUUAAGGGGACUAUUGCUGCCUUUGCAGGAGCUAUUGGGGCUGCUUUUACAUUUGUUGUCCUUCGCAAGAUGGGGAAGAGCGUCCAUUACUACCUCUCUGUCUGGUACUAUGCUGUCAUCGGUUUCAUCGAGUGCAUCAUCACAGUAUCCGUCCUGGGGGAGUGGAAAAUCCCAUACUGUGGCCGUGAUCGCUGGCUGCUGAUGCUGAUUGCUGUCCUGGGUAUCGCAGGCCAGAGCUUCCUCACAAAGGCCCUCCAGAUUGAGAAGGCUGGACCUGUGGCUCUGAUGAGGACUAUCGAUGUGGUGCUGGCGUUCAUCUUCCAAUUCAUUUUCCUCAACCGUGCACCGACCAUGUGGAGCCUCGGAGGGGCGCUGUGCGUCGUGGCGAGCACUAGUGGAGUAGCACUCCAGAAGUGGUACAGCAGCUCUCGCAAGAGCUGAGAAGGAGAAGCAACAUAGAAUACUUUGGUAUUACUAUCUUUUUUUCCCCCUAACAUAUGUUCUUGAUUCUGUAGUUUACUUGUUACUCUUGCGUAAACCUGUGAGAAGGUUUAACCUCAUUAGAGAGUUAAAAAUGUGUACAACAUAAAUGGGACUGAGGUUUAAUUUCAUCAUAAUAAAGCAGUUUUAUGAAGGAUAUCCUCAGUCCCAUUUUACGUUUGCUUUAACCUGAAUACAAUAGCCAAAGAGAGAGGUUUAUUGCAUUGGGACCAUCCAUACUGUGUUACAUAACUUGACAAUAAUAUGAUACUGAAAAAUAGUAUACUCCAUAUUUCAUUUUUAUUGUGGUAUGCACUAGGCACUAUCGAAUGAGUAUCUGCAAAAAUGCUCAAUAUAUUUGUGGUGCUGACAAUGCAGCUAGGAUCACUCUGUCAAUAAAAACAACGAAAUGUAAUGCAAAACAAAUAAGCUGUAUUAGCACUUAGAUACAUGUUUAUUAGAAAAACUUCACAGAUAUUUGAGUCAACAAAAAAAUAUAUAAAAGAUGAACAUAAAAUCCCAAAUUUGGUUACAAUUUUAAACUCGAAACAGCUGUACAAUUUACUCAGGGAUCUCUUGCCGAGCUGCUUAUGAUGCCCAAAUGUGAAUUACACCUGAAUCCAAUCCAUGAAGAAUUUAUUCCUUCGUGAUUUUAGAUUUUAUUUUGCUUCUGUCAUCCCUAUCCCAUCUAAUAUAGUUUAUAAGAUAAUAAAAUAAUAUCCAAUAUUA
Messenger RNA from Perca fluviatilis (European perch), 2202 nucleotides. It is a transcript of the gene slc35g1, whose product is annotated as solute carrier family 35 member G1. The transcript has 5 exons. Bases 199 to 1434 code for a protein of 411 amino acids. The record is from RefSeq and is a predicted model, not a curated record. Gene Ontology annotation, biological process: calcium ion export across plasma membrane; regulation of cytosolic calcium ion concentration. Lineage: Eukaryota; Metazoa; Chordata; Actinopteri; Perciformes; Percidae. Gene Ontology annotation, cellular component: plasma membrane; endoplasmic reticulum membrane.